Molecule: messenger RNA, 1258 nt
Organism: Selaginella moellendorffii
Lineage: Eukaryota; Viridiplantae; Streptophyta; Lycopodiopsida; Selaginellales; Selaginellaceae
Product: diacylglycerol O-acyltransferase 2
Exons: 9
Coding region: 47-1099 (350 amino acids)
Biological process (GO): triglyceride biosynthetic process
Cellular component (GO): endoplasmic reticulum membrane
Molecular function (GO): diacylglycerol O-acyltransferase activity
Source: RefSeq, a predicted model, not a curated record
UAGGAUUGGCAAAUCGACGGUGGCGGGCGGGCAUUUGGUGCUGCCAAUGGGGGAGUGUGUGGGGAGCACUCGAUUCAUGGCGGCGGCCGCGGCUCACGCCAAGGGCGGCGAUGGCGAUGGCGAUGGCGAUGGCGGCGCCGGGAGCGAUGCAUGCAAUUCGCUGCACAGGCGGGUGGAUCCGCCGGCGAGCGGCGGCGUUUUGAGCUGGAUCGCGGUGCUCAUAUGGCUGGGCGCCAUCCAUUUUAACACCAUCGUCGGCCUCGUCGUUCUUGCCAAUUUGCGGCGAGCCUGGGCCAUUGCGGUCAUGGGCUUGUAUUUGCUGCUCAUGGUUCUUCCGGCCCAUCACGAGAGCCCUUUGGGUCGCAAGGUCGCGACGUUUAUCUGCAAGUAUGCACCGAAGCAUUUUCCUAUCAGGCUCCAUGUUGAUGAUAUAAAAUCCUUCGACUUGAGCAAGGCAUAUGUGUUCGCGGUGGAGCCACACUCCAUCCUCCCUAUCGGGAUUAUCUCGCUCUGCCACUACACUGGCUACAUGCCUUUUACGAAAAUCCGAGCGUUGGCCAGCAGUGCUGUGUUUGCAACUCCAAUCCUGCGUCACAUCUGGACGUGGCUUGGUCUCGUUCCUGCCUCGCGAAAAACCUUUGGCAAGCUUUUGAACGAUGGCUACUCUUGUAUUGUCGUGCCUGGAGGUGUCCAAGAGUGCCUCUACAUGGAGCAUGGACACGAGGUAGUUUUCUUGAAGAAAAGAUUUGGAUUUGUGCGGGUGGCCAUCGAGACUGGUGCUCCAUUAGUUCCGGUGUUUUGUUUCGGCCAGACUGAAGCUUACAAGUGGUGGAAGCCGAAAGGAGAGCUCUACGCCAAGCUCUCAAGAGCUAUCGGGUUUACCCCUCUCGUCUUCUGGGGAAUGUAUGGGAGUCCUGUUCCAUGCCAGCAGGAGAUGUACGUAGCUGUAGGCAAUCCGAUCGAGGUGACCAAAACCUCGCAGCCAUCCAGAGAGGAGGUGGCUAAUGUUCUGGAGAAAUUCAUAGUCGCGCUUCAAGAGCUAUUUGAAAAACACAAGGCGGCAGCAGGAUACAAAGACACCAUGCUUCACGUGUAUUAGGCAGCGGCGGUGGAGAAGGGUUUGUAUUUUGUUGCUCCUCCAAUCUUGGAGCGUAAUUUCGCAUAAUCUGCGCAGUGAUCCUCGAGUUUCUAGAGUCCCACAAGCACUGCCGGAGUUACUCAUGUAUAAAGAAAUUUUUCAGUGCCUGUUUGGACAAAA